UGUAUUUUUUUUUUAUUUAAAAAUGGCGGACGAAGAUGUUACUGUUAAAAAAACGACGAAACUACUUGGAGUACGUCAUCUUCAGGCGGUGCUGCUUUUUUUUGCAAUGCUCAUCGCAUUUUCGAUGCGAGUCAACAUAAGCAUGGCAAUCGUCGCUAUGACGGAUACCACUCAAGAAAACUCAUUUGACUGGAGUAUGCAGACCCAGAGCGUGAUAUUAUCAUCCUUCUUCUGGGGCUACGUGAUACUUCAAAUCCCUGGUGGUGAGCUGGCUGCCAAGUUCGGAGGAAUGGUAUUGAUCAUUAUAUGCGUCGGAGUUAAUUCUGUUGUAUCGCUGUUAAUACCGACGGCAUCAUAUUAUGGUGGAUGGCAAAUCGUGUGUGCCUGCCGCGUACUACAGGGACUCUCUCAAGGGUUUCUUUAUCCUUCAGUUCACAACCUGAUUGGAAAAUGGGUGCCGUUGGAAGAGAAGAGCAGAUUGGGCACUUUGAUUUACGCUGGUGCACAACUAGGAACAGCUCUCCAACUUAUGGCUGCAGGAUUCAUAGCUGAUUACUGGGGAUGGCCAGCAAUUUUCUACAUCGUUGGUGGCCUAGGUCUUAUCUGGAUGGUCGCCUAUGUCUUCCUCGGAGCUGCCUCACCAAGAGAUUCUAAGAUGAUUGGGGAAGAGGAAAGAAAUUUCAUAGAGAGCUCAUUGGGUCAUGUCGGCAGGGAUCAAAAGAAACUACCGACUCCGUGGAAAGAUAUAUUUACGUCUUUAUCAUUUUUCGCUUUGAUCAUUGUCCAUUGCGGGCAGAACUGGGGUUUCUGGACGUUGAUGACUGAAUUACCUUCGUACAUGAAACAGGUUCUGGGUGUGGAUAUUAAAUCAAACGGUGUCAUGUCGGCGUUGCCAUACUUGGCAAUGUAUCUGCUCAGUUUCCCAAUCGGUUUCAUGUCGGAUUAUAUUUUGAAGAAAAAAUGGUUGACAAUCACUGCCUGCAGGAAAUUAUCCAAUUCUCUUGGUCAUUUUGGUCCAGCGAUAGCUUUGAUCGGCCUGUCGUAUGUGCCAGCUGGUUCAGUGGCGUUAGCUGUCACGCUUUUGACUUGCGUUGUCGGUCUCAAUGCUGGUCACUACACAGGUUUUAUGUUGGUUCACAUCGAUAUGGCGCCAAACUUCGCGGGUACUCUAAUGGGUAUUACCAACUGCAUUGCAAAUAUAAUUUCCAUCAUCGCACCUCUUGCAGCUGGCGCCAUCAUUCAAGACGAGAAUGAUCCAAAUGAGUGGCGUAAAGUAUUUUACGUAUCUUCAGGCAUCUACAUUGCUGCAAAUAUAUUCUUCAUAGUAUUCGGCACAUCUAAGACACAAGCAUGGAAUGAAACCACAGUUACCGAAGAUGAAGAAAAAACUGAGAAUAACACCAAAUAUUGAGAUAAAUAAAAGGAGACGAAACCAUUUUAUGCAUUAAUAAGCGCAGUACCUGAUUGUAUAGAAAAGGAGUUUACAGAUUUUAAAUACUUCUAGUCCAGACUUUAAUUAUACAAUAUUUGUGAUGAGAAUACUUGUAACUGCAUAAAUAUAUGUUUGUAAGUCUUUAAGUAAUACCGAUCGUUUCAAAAUAAUCUUACAUAAGUACA
This is a messenger RNA of Vanessa tameamea, 1617 nucleotides long. Its product is annotated as putative inorganic phosphate cotransporter. Gene Ontology annotation, biological process: transmembrane transport; monoatomic anion transport. NCBI's taxonomy places the organism in Eukaryota, Metazoa, Arthropoda, Insecta, Lepidoptera, Nymphalidae. Gene Ontology annotation, cellular component: membrane. The transcript is spliced from 11 exons. Bases 23 to 1411 code for a protein of 462 amino acids. Gene Ontology annotation, molecular function: transmembrane transporter activity. The record is from RefSeq and is a predicted model, not a curated record.